AUGGACCCUUUGAUCGACAGCGAGACACAUCGCUGGGAUGACCAUAAAUCAGUCAAGAAGAAGCUCCUCGAAACAAAACAACUCCAAUCUGAAAUCGUGGAAAUAAUACGCUCUCACCAGACACGAGCUCCCGAAGUGGAAGAAAAACAAGAACAACUGAAAUUUUCAUUUGCAGUCAUCGCAGUCAUGGAACAUCUUGGGAACAGAAACUUUAAACAGGCUGAAAAAGAGGCUCUCGAGGCCCUUAGGAUUGCUCAGAGCUUGGAGGAAGAAAUUUCUGUCGCGCGGGGCCAUUACUGGCUUGGGCGCAUCGAUUUUGAGAAGGGCAACCUAAAAUCAGCUUAUUCUCACUUUAUGGCUGCAAGACCUUGCGUCAUGAAUGACGAGUGUCCAGAAGGCCAGACCCUUCAGUUCUAUUUGGGUCUUUCCAAGAAGGGAAUCAGUGAAAGCUAUCGACGACGUGUGUUGCUUGAAUAUAGUCGAGCUGUUCUUGAUGGCUAUAAUCGCACUCCCCUUGGAGAUUCUGGACAGCAGGAACCAUCCGAAAAAUCCACCUGCUCUUCGACAAAGAGAAAACGCGAGUCGAGUUCAUACAAGUUGGUUCUGCGACCUGUCUCCUAUCAGCUCUCCUCAGAUCUGUCAAAGCAACAAGCCAGACGAAGCAAAGAAAAGACUACAAAGCAAACAAAAGUAUGGGAGACACGCGACAACGAUGAAUUUUUCCCUCAUCGCCAGAACACAGAUAUCCUUGAGAAUCAGCAGACAGAGCAGCUUUCGGCCACGGAAGAUAGCCAAAUGGGGCCGAAAAGUACGGAUCGGGUUGCUCCCACCAACGCCAGACCUCGUGUGCCGCAAAGCCAGUUCACCCUUCGUUGCUGGCCAAAGGGAAUCACAUCUCGGACGCGUCCUACGGAGAUAUUUACGACACAAUUCCCGGGUGAAGAUGUCUUAUCUGUAGAGGACUGGGAUGUGGUACGGCAGUUCAUGAAAGAUCGACCAGUCACCUUGAGUUAUCUUGCUAGAGAGAGGCAAAACACAUUCAAAGAUUAA
Molecule: messenger RNA, 1050 nt
Organism: Penicillium macrosclerotiorum
Lineage: Eukaryota; Fungi; Ascomycota; Eurotiomycetes; Eurotiales; Aspergillaceae
Exons: 1
Coding region: 1-1050 (349 amino acids)
Molecular function (GO): protein binding
Source: RefSeq, a predicted model, not a curated record